Molecule: messenger RNA, 672 nt
Organism: Ostrea edulis (European flat oyster)
Lineage: Eukaryota; Metazoa; Mollusca; Bivalvia; Ostreida; Ostreidae
Product: histone H1-delta-like
Exons: 1
Coding region: 56-637 (193 amino acids)
Biological process (GO): nucleosome assembly; chromosome condensation; negative regulation of DNA recombination
Cellular component (GO): nucleus; nucleosome
Molecular function (GO): nucleosomal DNA binding; double-stranded DNA binding; structural constituent of chromatin
Source: RefSeq, a predicted model, not a curated record
CGUUUGAGCUUUCAUCCGGUCAUAUCAGAUCACGAUUACAGAAGAAAAGAAGAAAAUGGCAGAUAGUGCGUCAACCCCGGCCAAGAGCCCAAAGAAGAAGGCAGCAGCCAAGCCAAAGAAGCCUGCAGAUCAUCCUAAAUAUAUCGACAUGGUUCUGGAUGCCAUCAAAAACCUGAAGGAAAAGAAAGGAUCCUCACGCCAAGCUAUUCUAAAGUAUGUAAUGAGCAAGUUCAAGGUAGGAAACGACCCCACUAAAGUCAAUUCUCGCGUGAAGGUGGCCCUGAAAAACGGUGUCAAAAGUAAGGCCUUGAAGCAGAGCAAGGGAGUGGGAGCUCAGGGCAGAUUCAGCGUGGGAGAAAAACCUACCGCUAAGAAACCAAAGGCCACAAAACCCAAGGCCGCAAAGAAACCCAAAGCAAAGAAACCCAAGGCAGCUAAAAAACCAGCAGGAGAGAAGACUAAAGCAAAGAAGUCGCCAAAGAAAACAAAGGCCGCCAAACCCAAAGCAGCCAAACCCAAGGCAGCCAAAAAGUCGCCCAAGAAGGCAGCCAAACCCAAGAAGGCCAAGACUCCCAAAAAAGCCGCAGCUAAACCCAAGAAGACAGCCAAGCCAAAGAAGGCAGCAGCCAAGAAGUAAAAGUUCUCUACGAGGACUCGCUGUGUCCAUCAGCA